Messenger RNA from Drosophila persimilis, 3274 nucleotides. RefSeq lists its product as uncharacterized. The transcript has 3 exons. Bases 5 to 2926 code for a protein of 973 amino acids. Gene Ontology annotation, cellular component: extracellular matrix. The record is from RefSeq and is a predicted model, not a curated record. Lineage: Eukaryota; Metazoa; Arthropoda; Insecta; Diptera; Drosophilidae.
GGAAAUGCGGUGUCUUCAUUUGGCUGUGCUGCUGUGCUCCUUGCUGGUUGUCUGCAGGGCGGACACCCUGGUCCAGCUUCACGUGAAUCGUCCCUACAACGACGUGAACGAGAAGUUCGUGAGCUUCGCCGUGCGUCCGGAGGAUCUGUACGAUGCCCUGGACGGGAAGAACAGGAAGGCCGUGACCAGCAUGGCCACUCUGCUCGGCGAUGCUCACAUCAAGUUCGUGGGCGACUUCUACUUUGCCACCAAUGCACCCACCCGACUGCGCAAUCCCACAAAAAUCAUAUGGAAGGGCUUCAAUCGCUGGACGCGUGCUGUUAACUGGACCAUGAUCAUCCCCGUGCCGUAUGCCCCGGACGAGUGGGACUCGAUGCACACCCUGAAGAUACUCAACAGCUCCUACAUGGUGGGCAUCACGGACUGCAUCUGGCAGCUGGGCACGGACUUUGGCACCUCGCGGGCCAAGGACUACGUGCAGGAGCUGCGCACCCUCAAGCUGAUGACGGACACCUUCAAGCCGUACGUGGACGACUGGCGGGUGAUGGGCGCAGACAUCUCCGCGGGCAGCAGUGCGGAAGAGACGCGUAGAUACGUGGACAUGUCCAAGGACUUGAAUGCAGCCUUUGGCUGGACGCAGCCUGCCAAUAUGCUUCCGCAGUCCAGCCUGGGAAGCUACAUCUACGACAGCGAUCCGGCUUUGAGGGCACUUCAGCAGCUGCGCGUCCCUCUGUGGCUGACUCUGCCUGAGGAGCGGUCCUCUUCCGCCCAGGCCAUCAGCAAGCGACUGCUGGGUGACGAGACCACGGAUGCUCUACGCUGGGCCCAGACCCUGGGAGAUGCGGCCAGCAGCGGCUUUGAUGUGAUCUUCAAGAGGAUGUCCCUCGUAGACUUUGAGCGCCCCACCUUCUCACUGUAUGUGACGGCGUUGUUCAAGAAGGUCAUGGGUUCACGGGUGUUCCCGGCCAGGCCGCUGAACCUCUUCGCCCCCAGCAACAAGCUCUACACGCACUGCGCCAAUGCCGUCUCCGGGGGAUUGGCCUUCAUGGUGGUCAACACGGAGGACCAGCCCAUGACGAUCACUGUCAGGAGCAUGACACGCCUCGCCAGCAGCGAGAUUUGGCAGUAUGUUCUCUCCGGUCUGGAUGGUCGCGUGCAGCUGAAUAAUGUGAGGCUGACCCUAAACUCCACUCUGCGGCCCCUGAUCAAGGCCAACGAUGCCAGCAAGCCCCUACAACUGAUCACGCCGAGCAUGUCGGUGGGCUUCUGGGUCCUGCCCACGGCCGACCUGGAGCACUGCCAGUUCACCGAGAUCGAGACUGGCGACGCCAGCGGCGAGGCAUCGACGGAGGCACGCCGCUCCAAUCGCUACAGCUCCGCGGACCGACUGCUCCAGCGUCUGAUCGAAGAGACGGCCGUCUCGAGAGGAUCCCUGCAGAGCACCAUCAACCGGAACCGCCGAUUCGUGCUGGACAAACAGGAAACCGACUCCCUGCUGGACCAGCUGCUGCAGCCGUUCAACCAGCCCACAGCGUUGGCUCCUGCCAAGCGAGAGGCGCGCAAGGAGGCAGCCAGUCAGCAGGUGAGGCCCCACGAGGCCAUGGCCUGGCUGCACCAGGUGCUGGAACAGACCCGCGACGUGGCCAAGCGACGCGGCAGGCGCAGUGCCGCCAACUAUGGCGGUCCCUACUUCUACAACCGGCACGGAAAGAAAACGGCGCUGACCAAGAAGAUCACCGAGAUCCGAAAGCCAGAGCGCAAGGCCAAGCCACUGUUCGACUUCGAUGAGUUCGACGAGGAGAAGUUCUUCAAGAAGCUCGGCGAACAGACUGAGGAGCCGCCGUCCUACACCCGCCUGCCCGAGGGCGAUGUCCUUCUGCGGCACAUCGAGUCGGUGGAUGGUGAGGAGAGUGAGCAAGAUGCGGAGCCAGUUGUCUACAGGAAGUACAAGCCCAAGUCCAAGACACAACUCAAAAUUAUCCAACGAUCUCUAGAGGAUACAGAACCCGAGCAGGAUAGGGAGCAGGCGCCGAUGCCGGCACAGGAGAGGGCUGAGGGGCGUGGAAAGCUGCGACUACUUCCCACGGAGUUCUUCGAGGCCCUACCCGCACCCAAGCAGAGCAAACGCUUGAGCCUCGGGGCCACCCUUAACUCUUUGCUCUUUCCCGAACCCUUCUCUAGCAAAGCCAGCAUAAGCAAGACCAAGUCCAUGCCGCAGGAAGAGCCUGAGGAGGAGGUGGAGCCUCUAGCCAAGCGUCGUCCCGCGAAGAUGGGGCAUGUAGCCAACGACUUCCUGCAGGCGCAGCGAGAAUUGGGCAAGAACUUCCUCAGCCACAUCCACAAGCAUGAGCUCCCGUUGGACGAUGAGCAUGCUCAGGAGAGUUCCCUCGAGGCUGAGCCAGCUAAAAAACCCACUAACCAGAAAUAUUUUGGAGCCAAGGAUGCGCUAGUACCGGUGCCAAAGCCUAAGCGGCUGACCCAGAAGGCGGACGAGAGCAUCACGUCCUGGUGGGAGAUGCCCUCUCUGCGCCGGCGACGCGCACUGUCCGUCGAUCAUUCAGACGAUGAGGUGCGCUCCAACGCUAUCGACAAAAUGGAUCGGGACGAUAUGCUGCCCCUGGGACGUUACGCCUUUUACGAAUACAAGGUGGAUCAGCCGGUGGAGGAGUCAACUUCAGAACAGUCCACGGAGCCCCCCAAAGAUUCCAAAAUCAUGAGAAUAAGCAAGACCAGAACUCCGACAACCAGCCGCAAGACAUCGCUCUCCGACACCCUGGUGUCGACGGUCAAGUCGAAGGUCUCCCGCUUCAUGAACAUCGUCUCGCGGCACAUGAGCGAGUGGUACAACACCCUCACCAAGCACCUGGACACCGAAACCGGUCCAUCCCGGCCUGCCUUGAGCGUCAGCGGUAACUCCAUCGAUUAAUACGCGAUCGAAAGGAGUCCUUGAAGUGGUUUAUUUGUAUUCGAAGAUUGGAAUUGAAAUUAAGUACAGAGUGAACUUAGCAAUUAGUGUAAAUAUGUAUUUAUGUACAUUACCACCUAAACAACCUUAGUGGAAUUCUAUUUUUCUAGAUAAUGGAACCGUAAUUAUCUAUUUCAAAUAAAAACGCAGCAACAAGACGGAGAACUAGGUGAGCUUUGAUUAAGCUUUUGCUAGGUCGAUCGGCUUUUUAUAUUGUUCGAAGAUCGAAGAUACUAUGCCACUGUACACGAAACAAAACAAUUAAAAUGUACUAUAAAGUUAACAUAUUAUUUCGCUUUAUCCCAACUG